Molecule: messenger RNA, 2857 nt
Organism: Chelonoidis abingdonii (Abingdon island giant tortoise)
Lineage: Eukaryota; Metazoa; Chordata; Testudines; Testudinidae
Product: transmembrane protein 151B-like
Source: RefSeq, a predicted model, not a curated record
CCAAGGCGGCCCAGGAUAUUCCCGGGCCACUCGCGGCUGGCUGGCCCCGUGCACAGAGAGGCGCUAGCAGGACACUGGGAUUUCUGGGCGCGGGGAAGAUUCCUGCGCACUGUACUCCCGGCAAACAGGAGCUGUGGCUUGUUUAUCCAGGUGGCGACACAUGCAGAAGGUUGUUUUUAAAACCAGGGCGGCUGCCCAAGCGCGACAUCCCUCCUGCUGGCCAGCCAGCGGCCCGGGGAGGAACGUGACGGCUCGUCUCAGGGAAGCCAAGGAUGGGCUUUGGAAAGGACGCUCCGAAGUUGGCAGGGACUAGCUCCACUGCACACUCCGGGGCUGCACACGCUGAGGCGAUGCACUGACCCGGAGCGCAGGCGGGGAAGCUGCACCCCCGGAAGGGAAAGGAGACACUGCCUGCCUGCAAAGCAACCUCUCCAGCUCCGAGAGCGGCCAGCGUUGUCCUGGCUUUUGAUCCCUCGGGUUAACGAUCCGGGGCUGUACUGGAUUGCCAGGCGGACUUCUCACGCCGGUUGGUGGGAGGCACUUCCCUAAAUGCGGCUUCUGGCGUUGACUGAUAAAGUGACCAUGAUUGCAACGCCAAGGGACUGAGAGUGACUUACACACAGACACAUUCCCCCUCCCCUCUUCAUUCGGAUUGUGGCGGCUGGUGCGUGUGUGGGGACCCGGCUCUGAAUCGUGUGGAUUCUGCAGGAGCAGGACUCUGCGUUGGCGAUGGGGAGAAACCUGCUGUCCCAGAGCUUUCUUACUGGUAAAAUCCGACUGUCCUGCUGGGAGGAGGAACUUGGAAACCCUGCGGCCCCCGGGUUUAUUUGAGGUGAGGGGGGCUGGGAGACAGGAAUGGCAAAGAAUGUCUUCGGAGGUGGAAACAGAACCAGCUGCUGAAACAACUUCGAGCAGCCCAGGGGGAAGAACAGCAGCACAUGCAGAUGUUCGAGAGGAGCAACGCCCUGUCAAGCGGUCCUUGAGUGCCUCCAUGUGCAGAGAAUCUCACUGGAAAUGCCUCCUCCUUUCCAUCCUUAUGUAUGGCUGCCUGGGUGCUGUGGCCUGGUGUCAGCUAGCCCGAGUCACCAAGCUCAGCUUUGAUAGCUCCUUCAAAGGCAAGUCUAUGAUCUACCAUGAUAGCCCGUGCUCUGAUGGCUAUGUCUACAUCCCCCUAGCCUUCCUCACCAUGCUGUACGUGGCCUACCUGGUGGAGUGUUGGCACUGCCAUGCCAAAAGCGAACUCCAGUACAAGGCAGAUGUGGACAGCGUCUAUGACCGUAUCAACCGCAUGCAGCAAGCCACUCCCUGUAUCUGGUGGAAGGCCAUCAGCUACCACUUUGUGCGACGCACCCGGCAGGUGACCCGGUACCGCAAUGGUGAUGCUUAUACCACCACACAGGUCUACCAGGAGCGGGUCAACACACACGUGGCUGAAGCUGAGUUUGACUACUCUCACUGUGGAUUCAAAGACAUCUCCAAGGAGCUGCUAGGCCUAGAAUGCUACACAGCCACGAAGCUGAAGUUCACCAAGUGCUUCAGCUUUGCCAACACAGAGUCAGAGAACUCCUACCUGACCCAGAGGACUCACUUUUUCACAGAGAUUGAGGGACUGGAUGACUACAUGGAGGUCAGGGAAGGCAUGCAGCUUAAAAACAUAGACUUCAAAGAGCUUAUGAUGGCCUAUGGGGACCCAGAGCAUCUCCCAUGGUAUGUGUCCCACUAUACUUUCUGGGUGGCAGCUGUCUUGAUGAUUUCCUGGCCACUCCGGGUGCUCAUAGAGUAUCGGACUGCAUACGUGCACUACCAUGUUGAGAAGCUCCUAGGCCUAGAGUACACAGUGCCUGGUGUAUCAGAGGAGCCCCUGUAUAGGUACUGCAUGCCCCGGGAUAACACUCAGGACAGCACUGAACUGGAAUGGCACAUCUGUACCAACCGACAGCUGAUCCCCAGCUACUCAGAGGCCAUGCUCCUGGACCUGACAGACUCCCCUGUGUACAAUGGCUACUCCAGGUGUGGGUACAGUGAAAUAGCUCAUGGCUGUGAGCGCUGCAACCAGGCCUCCAGCAACUCCUCCAUCUUCUCCCGCUACGCCUUCCACAGUGGCAGCGGAAACUCACGCCUCUCCCUCAACACCAGCCGCUUCUCUUUGUGCCGGGUUCAUGGCUCCCACAGGACAGGCCUUGGAAGGAGCUGCAGCAGCAGCAUUGCGGACCGUGGCUGCCAGGAUGAACAGUGUUGCUCUUACUCUAGCCAGCUAGCUAUCAGUGAAAACCCACCCACCUACCAGGAUGCCCGCUUUUUCCCAGUGUUAAUUGUGCACAGGCCUGAAGGGCACGAGGGGAGACGCUUCUACAUCCGGCGCUCAUCCUGCUUAGAGACGGCUCUGUGAUCAGGCCUUAUGGUUCUAUGGCUCCUCCCUCCUCAGGACAGCUCCACUGCACUAGUGCUGUUUGACAGAGAUGCUAUCAGCAGGGAAACCGUUAACUUCAAGACUGUGCCACCACACACUAGCUCCACAGGGCAAACUCUCCAAUUCUAAUUCCUCUCACUGACAAUGCAAGAAAAUAUAUCCGAUCUGACAAGCAGCUACUCAUUUCUCUUCCUCACACUUUCCAUUACUUCCCCAUCACUGGGUGUCCCCUCUCUUUUUUCCUCUUUCCUCCCCUUCUUCCGCUCAUCAGUCAUCCUUUUCCUUUCGUCCCCUGUUUCUGUCUCCUCUCUCAUUCCCAUCUCCAUCUUCCCCUCACAUUUCAGUCACAAUACUUUGCACCACAACAGCAAUUUUCACCUGAGGAUCUCAAAGUGCUUUGCAAACACUGAUGCAUUUAGCCUCUCAACUCUCUUUUACGGCAGGAAA